Messenger RNA from Penaeus monodon (black tiger shrimp), 1792 nucleotides. RefSeq names its product Kv channel-interacting protein 4-like. The coding region runs from base 1 to 489 and encodes 162 amino acids. The record is from RefSeq and is a predicted model, not a curated record. The transcript has 3 exons. NCBI's taxonomy places the organism in Eukaryota, Metazoa, Arthropoda, Malacostraca, Decapoda, Penaeidae. Gene Ontology annotation, molecular function: calcium ion binding.
AUGACACCUUGCCUCGCCUCGUUCGCAGACGCCACGCAUUAUGCGCACUACGUGUUCAAGACAUUCACGCAGAACACCCAGGGACAGAUCAGCUUCGAGGAGUUCCUCGCAGCGUUGUCGACGGUGUCCCGAGGCACGACGCAGGAGAAGCUGCAGUGGAUCUUCGGCCUCUACGACGUGAACAACGACGGCCUCAUCACCAAGGCGGAGAUGGUGGACGUCGUCAGCGCCAUCUACGAGAUGAUGGGCCGCUCCACCGAGCCGCAGGUGGAGGAGACGUCCGCCAAGGAGCAUGUGGAGAAGAUCUUUCAUCUGAUCGACAGGAACCAGGACGGCGCCAUCACCCUGGAGGAGUUAGCCGAGUGGGUCUCUCGGGACGAAACCAUCGUGCAGAGCCUCAGCAUGAUGGACACGGUGCUCUACACGAGGCGGGAGCGCGGCGCCGUCGGGGCUCAUCCGCUCUCACGCCCUUCCCUCAGCCGCCCUUGAGCGCCUUCGCCUCCCACGCCCGAACACCUUCCCCGCCCGCAGGACCCCGCAAGGAAGCCGAAGGAAAACGAAGGAAGCCGAAGGAAGCCGCAAGGAUGUCGAAGGAAGCCGAAGGAAGCCGAAGGAAGCCGAAGGAACCCGAAGGAACCCUAAGGAACCCGCAGGAACCUAUAGGAACCGAGAUCCAGUGGCUCGUGGUGGCCGAGUGGGGUCUCUUAGGGCCAACCCGCAGCAGACGGCGACGGACCUCCCCUCCCCCUUCCCCUGCGCCGCCUCUCGUCUUGACUCCCCCCCCUCCACCCGAAGGACUCGCGCUCAGGACACUUAACCUAGCGACUUGCUGGAUAGGAUACAGGCCGUGCCCUUCCGACCGCGCCCUUCGAGUUCCACACAAAACGACAGGCUUCCAAGAGAGAUCGGUUCGGCUUACAAUCACGAAAGCUCGAUAUCUCUAAUAUAGUUUUCCCAAAGAGACUCCACAAAAGUAACAAUAACAAACAAACAAACAAGCAAAACGAGAUCAUUUACAAGGAAAAAAACAUAAAGCUAAAAAAAAAAGAGAAAAAAAAACGGAGCCUUAUCUUUGCUGAACAAGACGAGGAAGAAAAUCCUAAGGCAUAAAGGUGAUAAUUAUCGAAGUCUUUCGUCAAUCAUCAAUUCUAAUUCCAAUUUAAUUAUGUAAAGCGUGUGAAUUCAGGUUUAUAUAAUAAGCUUAAAACCAAAUCUUUGCUAGAAAAACACCACAAAAAUUUAGAAGGAAUUCGGUCCGGGGUUACCGCCAUUACCGCAGAUGAUACGAAUGCAACGCUAGAGCCAUGACUUCGGCUUUGUUUUGGAGUAAGUAAAUCAGUGAUUACCUAAUGUGAUGUGGGAAUUUAUAUAAAAUCACAAUACAAGUAAUACUUUUGCAAAAACUUAAUUAUAGUGUAGACGUUGGUGUAGUUAAUAAAUAAGUUACAAACAUCCUAAUCCGAAGUUUAGGCUCCAUCAUCGCAUUCGUACAGUUUGCAGUAAGGACGGGAAAUAUGAUAGGAUUCUGAGCUAGCGGGUGUCGCGGGGGGGGGGGUGUAGCAGGGUGUAGCGUGUAUCAUACGCAUUGCAGCUUCAUCUCGAUAAUUCAAGAAAGUAUCAAGUGUACAUAUCAAGUAGAUUCAUAAAGUUUGUAAGCUUAGUCACAGCAUUCCUAUACACGCUUUGACGAACUUAGUAAAUUCGAUUUUUAAAAAAACCUUUGUUUUUCCUUAAUAUAUUUCUGUAUAUCGUUAUAUUAUUUUCUCUUAUAUAUUUUUUUUCUCUUUUUUUC